Molecule: messenger RNA, 1455 nt
Organism: Fusarium poae
Lineage: Eukaryota; Fungi; Ascomycota; Sordariomycetes; Hypocreales; Nectriaceae
Exons: 5
Coding region: 1-1455 (484 amino acids)
Source: RefSeq, a predicted model, not a curated record
AUGGCUUCGGCAGGCGCGAACCCGCUCAAGUCUCCAAAGACGCCUCGACGACCCAAGACGCCCGAGUCUCGUCAAGUGCACUUUGAGCCCGAGACUAAGCCAGCGACGACUUCUGCCUUCUCCAGAGACUUUAAUUCUGGACGCAUCUCGGGAUAUACCACUGCAAAUUCCCCCAGCGGUGGCUUCAGUACUGGCGUCAACGGUGUCAGUGCCCCAAAGGCACCUCCUGCAAUCAAAACUGCUGCGGCCACUGCCUCUACUUCUGCUCCUGAGCAAAAGAUCGAGACUCAGCCUACAAACUUCCCCGCUCUUGGUUUAGGUGCCAACCAGCUGCAGUGGCAUAUCAGUGCCAACCCGACUCAGAGCCUCAGUCACCAGCUGCCGGCCACUUUCAUCUCGCCCCCUCCGCAGGGUCAACAGCAGCAAUUUUUCUCUCCACCUCAAUUUCAUCCUGCUUCCUACAUCAGCGCAGGACCAAACAACAUCAUCACUUCUCCGACCCCGACCCCGAAUCCUAUCACGUAUAUCGGUAUCGGCCCUCAGUCUCCCGUCGUCAAUCUCAACCAAGCCAGCAACAUGGGUGACUAUCAGAACGCUGCCCCUCCCGUCAACGGGCUGCACUUUCAACCUCCCGUUCCCGACACCACCUUUGGUCCUAUGCAGCACGUCUACGUGCCUCGCCAUGACGGUGGCCUUGCCGGUCUUCAAGUCGGUGCCCCUGCUUCUUUUAAUUAUGUUUCUGCUGCCCCUAUUGCUAUUACUCCCCCCUCUUCGUACACCACCGUCGUGGUGCCAAAGACAUACUAUCUCAAUGGCUACACUUACUAUGCAAGUCUACUUUGCUGGUUCUACCUUAUUCAGCCAGCCCUCGGUGCCGUGGCUCCCCAGCCUAGUGCCUAUGGAGGCUACGUUGUCCAACAGCAGCAGCCCUACUACGUCCAGCAACCGGCCAUGGGUCAACAGCCAGUUCUCAUCGCUGGCCAGAUGCAGCAGCAACAGCCGCAGCAAUUUGUGCCUCAGAUUCAGAAUGUCCAAGGCGUCCCCGCGGUCGGUCUGGCGGGUGGAGCUGCUGUGCCCGGCACGGUCCCCGUCUUUGCAGGUAAUGUCCCUGGUGGUGGUGGUGGUGGUCCUCAGCAUAUCCCUGAAGUCAUGGAUAUUGGUCGUACCGCGGGCGAGGAGCAAUUCCGUCAGAUCAAGUUUGCGCAUGCGAACAAGCUGCACGAGCCUCAGGAAUUCAAGCCUGCUGAUGAUGACCCUUCUCGUUUCUACUAUGUCCGUGAAGUUGACGGGAACUGGACUCAGCGCAACCGAUUUACCAUUGAUCACAUGGGUGAUUCCAAGUGGCGAAGUGUCACGCGAACCACAGUGUACGAAAAGCACAAGAGCAGCAGAAGAAAACAACACUGCAUCACCAACCAGUACACAUCCUCGAUUUUUGGUCCAGUGUCGCUUUAA